UUCUCACAAAUCCACCUCACAACUAUCGGGCGGUUGUAAUCAAUUUUCGUGGAUGCUCGGAAUCUCAUAUUACUUCACCAAAGCUAUACUCGGCUGCGUCCACUAACGACUUGAGAACAGUUUUACGCUAUAUCCAAGAAACUAUUCCGAAUGCAUCAUUGAUCGCAAUCGGUUUUAGCAUGGGCGCAAACGUUCUGGUUAAGUAUCUCGGAGAGGAAGGAGAUAAGACACCGUUGAUCGGAGCUGCUUCGGUCGGUAACCCUUUUGAUAUUUUAGGAGGAAGCAAGUAUCUGACAUCAACAUAUAUUGGGAAAUAUUUAUAUUCUCCAGCAAUGGCAAAUAAUCUUAAACGGUGUCUCAGAAGGCACGUGGAUGUCAUGAAACAAGACACGAAGAUCGAUCUUGAUCAUAUCUUUUCCGCGUUUUAUUUACGUGAUUUCGAUUCGCGGUUAACGGCUGUCAGUUUUGGCUAUGAGACUGUAGACCAUUACUAUCGGGAUGCUAGUAGUUCCCAGUAUAUAACUAAAGUUCGAAUACCUUUGCUAUGUCUUAAUGCCGAAGAUGAUCCUAUCUGUUCAAUGGAUUGGGUACCGAUAGAUGAGAUCAAGUAUAAUCCGUAUUGCAUUUUGGCUACUACGUAUUAUGGUGGCCACCUUGGGUGGUUUACAGGGGUUUUGAAUCCUACAAGGUGGUGUGUAAAACCUUUGAGCGAAUAUUGUAUUGCUAUACUUGAGGCAAAGCAUCCCACAAAAAAGUCAACAAAGUCGGAAAAACCAUUUUCUGUUGACGAGGAGAAAAUGGCUAAAAAGAUUCAAUAA
This is a messenger RNA of Acaulospora morrowiae, 818 nucleotides long. The record is from the annotation of a GenBank genome assembly. Lineage: Eukaryota; Fungi; Glomeromycota; Glomeromycetes; Diversisporales; Acaulosporaceae.